AUGCCUUUCUGGAGUUCUGCACCAUCACUGGCCCCUGCUAAGGCCUCUGCUGCUCAGCCUGUUAUUGCAUCUGAUAGUCAAAAGAUCAAACAAGAUAUACAGAAUCAAAUUAGUCAGGAAUUGGCUGUUGCUAAUGCUACUGAGUUGGUGAGGACGAUAACGGAAAACUGUUUUGACAAAUGUGUGGAUACUCCUCAUGCUCUGUUUGAUAGUGUACAGGAGACUUGUAUUGCUCAAUGUAGAGAGAAGUAUAUGAGAUCUUGGAACACCAUUUCGAGGGCGUACAUCGCUAGAAUACAGAAUCAAUCAUGA
Molecule: messenger RNA, 312 nt
Organism: Lodderomyces orthopsilosis Co 90-125
Lineage: Eukaryota; Fungi; Ascomycota; Pichiomycetes; Serinales; Debaryomycetaceae
Gene: TIM13
Product: protein translocase subunit
Exons: 1
Coding region: 1-312 (103 amino acids)
Source: RefSeq, a predicted model, not a curated record